Anthonomus grandis grandis is the source of this 1998-nucleotide messenger RNA. Its product is annotated as protein sickie-like. NCBI's taxonomy places the organism in Eukaryota, Metazoa, Arthropoda, Insecta, Coleoptera, Curculionidae. Bases 656 to 1981 code for a protein of 441 amino acids. The transcript is spliced from 8 exons. The record is from RefSeq and is a predicted model, not a curated record.
GAAGUGGGUACUACCGCGCCGAAUUAAUCAAAGCAGUUCCAAUCGGUACGUCGAGACGGUUGAUACGCGACGGUUCGUGUUUUACGGGGUUUUACACGCGGGAUUUACGUGCGAGAAAAGUGGCAUUUUUUUGGAGAGAAUUUGCGGUUUUUGUGUUUAUUGGGAGGCUAAAAGGAUCGGUACUAAUGACGCAAUGAGUUGGACAACAUCAACUUGUGCCUGUCCACCCUCCACUCGCAACACGUCCAAGGGAUCGAGGGCAUCGCCGCCCAAGAAUUGCGAGAUGGCAAACUGAAGGCCAUUCUGGCGCUCUUCUUCGCCCUCUCGCGGCACAAACAGGCAACAAAAGCCCGCCAACAGCAAGACAUGACGCCCAACAGAUCGUCGGCGAUUCCUCAUAAGGGCGGUACCGCUACCAGUGCCAUACCGUUGCCGGGCAGUGCGCUGCCGGCCCGACGAUGUCCCCCGGACAAGGUACGACCGGUCGCCGGCUCCUCCAGGGCCCCCAGCCCCGCCCUCAGUAUGAUCCCCCGAGGGCCGCCCGCCGCCCCUCCUCAGAUCUCCAGCCCCUAUCAGACACCGACGGCCGCCCCUAAGAAUUCUACCGUCACUCAGAACGGUUCCAUGUUGGAUAAAUUGAAAUUGUUCAAGAAUAAUGAGAAAACUAGUGCUAACACAAAUGGCAAGAGGACAAGCUCAUCCAGUGGGGGUGUCGUCAGCUAAAAGCGAAAGAAGUGACAGCAGUGCCUCCCUGGAUGUCAACCCCGAACCCAAACCACCCAAAAACAUAUCCAGAAUCAAACAGACUACUAAACCAGCCAAUAAUAGCUCUAGUAUUAAGACCCAGAUUCAAAAGAAUAGUCCCAGUCCAGCCAAAAAAGUCCAAAAUGGGGGCCCCAAAAUGGCCACGGAGGUGGAAAAACAUGCCACCAAAGUAUCCCAGUUAGCGGGCAGCAAACUGGCCGAGCCAAAAGUCAGAGUGUCAGCCCUUAAUAAGGAGGUGAAGUCAAGUGCUGUACAAAGUGGCAAUGGCACCGGAAUACCUAAACCCACCCUGGCAGUCAAAGGCACCACGAAAUCCUCCUCUUCUAACAUUCCCCUGCACCCAGCAUCGAAAGCGCCGAGCAUAUCACGUGAAUCGUCACAACAUUCCUUGUCCAAUCAUAAACCGGCUGUGGCCAUGGUGUCACCGAUGAAGUGCGAGAAGGACACCAGUACUACUGGUGUGACAAAAGAGCAGCCGCUGUCGGAGAGCAGCGCCUCUACCGGCCCCUACAGUAACUCCAGCGACAGUUCCUCGGUGAUUUACCGGCCGUCAAGCGAGAGCAGCUGUUCCGAGAAUGUCCAUAAUCCGAUCCCCAAUAGGAAGGAACCAUUGACUUUUCUAUCGGAACCUCCGCACGUCCCCCACCCGCCCCUGGAGCCGUUGAAAGAAGCCCCCCAGGAGGCCGAGAGUCCGAUAAAGUCCAAAGCGGUGACGUCACCGACGACCCAACCGAGACUCACCACCACCAUUCCCAACCAUAUCAGACAAACCAUCAAGUCGAAAGUGGGCGAGGGAAACGUGUUAGAAAAGGACAAGAAUAUUGUCAGCAUGAAACAUAUUAGGGAGCAGAGUUACGUGGCGAAACAGCAGCACCAUCUGGAUGAUUUUCCGGAUAAUAUGGCGAGUUUCGCGAUGGAUGUGAAGAUUAACGGGGCGGUCAAAGAGGGCGGCGGUGAAAAUUUAAGUAUAGAACCGAUGCGGCCGUUGCUACGGGGUUAUUGUAGCACUUUAACGUUACCCGGGCGGCAAAGGGGCGGCUGCAAUAGGGCGACCGACGGGGAUUAUUGCGAGAUCACGUUGGCCAACGGAUAUUUAUCGGAAAGCGAGAUCCUACGCGGGUCAAACCCCAUGGACAUACCGGACGGUUACUUAUCGGAGGGCGGAUCGGUUUUGUACGCCCGUAGGUUACAAAAUAUACCCCAAAACAACGGGUAAGUUUUCAAAUCCCUAUA